This is a messenger RNA of Letharia columbiana, 2571 nucleotides long. RefSeq lists its product as uncharacterized. Gene Ontology annotation, molecular function: oxidoreductase activity, acting on CH-OH group of donors; flavin adenine dinucleotide binding. The transcript is spliced from 6 exons. The record is from RefSeq and is a predicted model, not a curated record. The coding region runs from base 1 to 2571 and encodes 856 amino acids. Gene Ontology annotation, biological process: secondary metabolite biosynthetic process. Lineage: Eukaryota; Fungi; Ascomycota; Lecanoromycetes; Lecanorales; Parmeliaceae.
AUGAAUCUCCUUGGUCUACCGACGCAAUUUGACCCCAACGAUGGUACUUCUGCAGGACCUGCUUUCGUGCCCACAGACCUUGACCCAAACAACCAAACACGUUCCGAUGCUCGUCGGACCUACUUCGAUCCCUACGUCACCAGAAGCAAUUUCCAUGUCAUCACUGGACAGCAUGUGACACGAGUGCUGAUCGAAGGUACUGGUGGCAAUGGCGAAGUGGACAACCCAACCUCUGGUGGCAACGACAAUGGCAACGGGCCUGCCUCAGGCAACAAUGACGGCUUUGGAUUUGGUCCAGGUGGAAGCACUCCUCCUCUAUCAGGGCAAAUGCCUCCUCGCUUUGUCCGUAGACAGGACCCUGGCAAUUCUAACUUAAGAGUUUCAGGAGUUGAAUUCGCACCCAAUGCUUCUGCUCCACGUCAAACAGUCUACGCUACUAGGGAAGUCAUAGUUGCUGCUGGUGCAUUGCACUCCGCCCAGCUUCUACAAUUAUCUGGCAUUGGACCAGAGUUAUUGCUCAAUCAGUACAACAUAACUGUAGCGCUCAGUCUGCCAGGUGUAGGCAAUAACCUUCAAGAUCACCCUCUCGUCGGAACUUUCUAUCCUUAUAAUAACGCCAGCUAUCCCUCGCCAACUGAGCUAACGACCAACGCUACCUAUAAUCUGGAAGCUGAACAAGAAUAUGACACGGACAAGACUGGUCCUUGGACGGCUGGAUCCCCAAAUGCAUUGGCGUUUAAUCCUCUGCCAUUGAUCAGCAACAAUUCAGCCAGCAUUCUUAGCAACGCUAGCAGCCAGAACCCAACGGACUACCUGGUUGCUGGGCUAGAUCCCACGAUUAUCGCUGGUUAUACUGCUCAGAAACAAUCUUUGGUGACACGAUUGGCGCAAAACACCGUAGCUGCAUAUGAGAUCAUCAACAACAAUGCUGGAAGCUUGACAGUAUCUGUCAUGCAUCCUUUCUCUCGCGGUACCUGCUACAUUCAGUCUGCUGACCCGUUCCAGCCACCUGCUAUCGAUCCUCGAUGGCUCACCAACCCUGUGGAUAGACAAGUCCUGAUUGAGGCACUGUUAUUCAACCGACAGAUCCUUGCCACUCCUCCUAUGGUCGAGUUGCAAGCGGCACAAUUUGUACCGCCUGUUGACGCUGAUGAAGACGCAAUUAAUCAAGUGAUCAACAACGGAAUACGCACCGAAUUCCACCCUAGUGGCACAUUGGCAAUGCUCCCACUUGAGCAGGGCGGUGUUGUGGAUUCGCACUUACGGGUUUGGGGUACGCAGAACUUGAGAGUGGUCGACGCAGGGAUCUUCCCGGUAAUCCCAGCUGCACAUUUGCAGGCCGUAGUAUACGGAGUAGCAGAGAAGGCUGCCGACAUCAUCAAGGCGGACAAUCUCUCUUCGAGCGCAGUGCCAGCACCGUCUUCAAUGGCUACAGCCUUGUCGACAGCCCUAGCCACGUCUUCGGAGGUUGCUGUCCCAACGAGCGCUGUCCCGACAUCAUCCCCAACGAUUGCAACCUUGUCGACAAUGGCAGACUCUACAAUUCUGGCCACCUCCUCAGUGCCAGUCAUACCGUCCACGACCUCGACAGUGCAAUCUGUGGCUAUUUCAAUCCCAGAUUCUUCUACGACUUCUUCAUCAAUCCCGACAAUGCACUCUACCGCUUCCUCAACUAUGAAUACAUCUGCAACCUAUUUAGCUAACUCAGCUGUCUUCUCUGUCGCCACGUCAACGGCUCUGUUGUCUGCAAGCGCUUCACCAAAUUCAACAUUACAACCUGUGUUGUCAUCGACAACGACUUUGCCUGCAAGAUUGUCUGCGUCUUCACCGGCAAGCAUCCCACAAAGUUCAGCCGAAUUGAGCAGUCACUCGUCCCAGUCGAUCUUCUCAUUUCCUUCGACGAGCAUAUUGUCGGCAAGCUUCUCUGCAUUUUCGUCGUCAACCGUGCUACAUAGUCCAGCGGAAUUAAGCAGUCUCAACUCGCAACCGAGCUCCUCGCAGACUUCAUCGGUAGUCGCGUUGACCGCGGAGAUCAGCUCUAUCCACAUCACGACAUCUUCUAGCGCAGCCAGUGAGCCUUCAUUCUCGAGCUUAGCCAUGACAUCUGCGACGCAAGUAAGCUCAAGUACCACUUCAUCCGGGACUUCCAUGAGUCUAUCUCUUUCUAGUCCAGCACAGUUAUCCACGUCCUCGACGCUGCCAAGUUCUCACGAAUCAGUCCAGGAGUUCACCACAACGCUAGUCUCGAGCCUACCAAACUCCAUAUCCUUGCCUUCUAUCACCAGAACGGCAACAUCUCCAUCUACGACAGAUCAUUCUACACCGGCCUUUUCACCUACUACCUUGCCAGGACCUGAGGAGCUUACUUCAUCCAUCAUUGGGGUGUUGACCUCUGCAGGCGUCCCGUCAUCUGUUGCGUCUUCAUUAGCACCCAUCAUCGUAGGAAGUCCUCCUGAAACCACAGGCAUUCCAUCGGCUUCCUCGACAGCAACGGAGACGGAACAGCAGCAAGAAAAGGCGGCUCUUGUUGCAUUCAUCCAGUGGUUUCUCAGCUUUUUCCACUUGGACUGA